CAUGAGAAGUGAUUCUCAUUGACAAUUGUACUCUCAACCCGUUAACGCGUUCCUCUUGUGCCACUGCAAGUGUGAAGUUAUGUGUUUACUUUUUGCUUACGUAAAUCCAAAUCCUCGAUCUGGGCAAUAUAAGGUGAUAGUGGUAAAUAAUAGAGAUGAAAUUUACGCAAGGCCAACAAGACCUGCUCAUGUGUGGGAAGGGAAUCCUAGUAUUAUUGCAGGGGAAGAUUUAAUGGAAGGCAGAGAGGGAGGUACAUGGCUCGGCUUAUCAAGCAGUGGAAAAAUAGCCAGCCUUUUGAAUAUUUUGCAGCCGAGAGAAGAAGCGACGAAGAACCAAAAAGAUUUAGCAAGUCGCGGCUACCUUGUGGUGAAUUACCUACGGGGUGAGAAACCUGCAUCCAAAUAUCUUCAUGAUUUAGCGACGUCGGAUUGCGAAUAUAACAAAUUUAAUCUCGUCAUCCUAGAACCUGAUCAGAAGGAUGAUGAAUUUUCAAAUAAAAGUUAUCGUCUGAUGUACUACAACAGCAGCGAAAAACGCACGGUGUGCUGCGAGCCCGGGGUACAUGGAUUUGGGAACUCGAAUCCCGCGAAACCUUUCAAGAAAGUUUGUGAGGGAGUGACCAAAAUUGAGGCAAUAAUAAAAGAAAUCGGUCCUUUGAUAGCAAAGCAGAAGGAAUUGGUUGAAUCUUUAUUCAACUUGAUGAGGAAUGAAGAACCGUAUCAUCCAGACGACGUAAUGACAGCUCAGGGAAAAGAUCUCCCGGAAAUCCUGCUGAAAAGUCUCUCCAGAAUAUUUGUCACAACUGCAAACGGGACGUACGGCACAAGAACGACAACAAUAGUGCUGGUAGGAGAGGACGACAAAGCUGUCUUCCACGAGCGUACCAUGAGGGUCCCCAUCAAUCCUACGAACCCUGUAUGGGACGAUGUUGUCCUGUACCAUGAUCUGUCCCCUCCUCGUCCCCAAUAAAUACGAUGCGGAUCCCCAUCAAUCCUACGAACCCUGUGUGGGACGAUGUCGUCCUGUACCAUGAUCUGUCCCCUCCUCGUCCCCAAUAAAUACGAUGCGGAUCCUCGUCAGUCCCACGAUGCCUGUGUGGGACGAUGUUGUCCUGUACCAUGAUCUGUCCCCUACACGUCCCCAAAAAUACGAUGCGGAUCCUUGUCAAUCCCACGAUGCCCGUGCGGGACUAUGUCGUCCUGCCCUCUGAUGUUUCCCCUCAGCGUCCCCAAAAAUACGAUUUGGGUCCCUACCAGCCCAGUGAGGGACAAUAUCGUCAUGCCCACUGAACUUUAUUUUAAACUUUCAUUUCAAUAUUCUUCACCCAGUUCAGGGUCGAGUUACUUAUCAUAUAUACAGGCAUUGGUGUUGUUUGUACAUGAUGGACGUACCCCAACCGGAAUAACUUCCCGUGUUGCGAUUGGUGUAUCUCAUUCUCCAUACUUCAUCAAUUAUAAUUAGGUGUAUAUUUCCUAUAUGUAUUAUGAUGUGCAUGAAAUUCAAAAUUACGGCGUACAAACGCAAAUUAAUGUAUUCCCACAUACCAGUCAAAUCGCAUGUUGUAGCCAAACCACUUUAGUAUUCAUUUGUUUCUAAAUAAAUUGCAAUU
Molecule: messenger RNA, 1610 nt
Organism: Hyalella azteca
Lineage: Eukaryota; Metazoa; Arthropoda; Malacostraca; Amphipoda; Hyalellidae
Gene: Tango2
Product: transport and Golgi organization 2 homolog
Exons: 3
Coding region: 80-970 (296 amino acids)
Biological process (GO): protein secretion; Golgi organization
Cellular component (GO): Golgi apparatus
Source: RefSeq, a predicted model, not a curated record